Messenger RNA from Thlaspi arvense, 360 nucleotides. The record is from the annotation of a GenBank genome assembly. NCBI's taxonomy places the organism in Eukaryota, Viridiplantae, Streptophyta, Magnoliopsida, Brassicales, Brassicaceae.
AUGAGGACAAGCCGUUCUUUAGAUUAUCGCAAACUCAAUCGUGGUCCAACCACCGUGCAUUACUCUCCGGAGACUAAUUAUCCGGCAAAAAGAGCGGCGAAGCCUGAAACGGUUUCCACUGGCAGUAGAAAAAGUGUAAGACCGAAAUGGUAUGUGAUCAUGUUCGGAAUGGUUAAGUUUCCACCGGAGAUCGAACUGAAGGAUAUCAAGAGCCGUCAGAUUCGACGGAAUAUUCCACCUAUCAAGAAAAAAUCUCGAUCCCCUUCACCGUCGCCUUCUUGGAGGUUUCUCAACGCUUUGAGUUGCAAGGAGCCCACAAGCGUUGCUGCAACGGCACCCCUUUGGGUUCCCCAUGCGUAA